Messenger RNA from Bolinopsis microptera, 2280 nucleotides. RefSeq lists its product as uncharacterized. Gene Ontology annotation, molecular function: carbohydrate binding. Gene Ontology annotation, biological process: signal transduction. The transcript has 7 exons. Bases 12 to 1982 code for a protein of 656 amino acids. The record is from RefSeq and is a predicted model, not a curated record. Lineage: Eukaryota; Metazoa; Ctenophora; Tentaculata; Lobata; Bolinopsidae.
UAGAAUGCAAAAUGGAGUUUACGAAGGUUCUGGAGGCACUCAAAGAUCAGAUGGGCGAAAGGCACAUGAUGUUGAGCUAUCAAUGGGACAAUCAGGAACUGGUUGCCAAAGUGUAUGAUAUCGUGUCGGAACACAACAUCAACGUUUGGAUGGACAUUCACGGAGGGGUAACAGGAAACAUCAAUGAGGCGAUGGCAUCUGGAGUUGAAGGUUCGGCAGUGGUGUGUUGCUUUAUGACACAGAAGUACGAAAAAUCUAAGAAUUGCUCGGCUGAACUGAACUACGCAAAUGAUAGAGGAGUUGUGGUGGUGCCAUGCAUGGCACAAAACAGAACAGAGGACGGUAACCCGUUCCGAGCUAGUGGCUGGUUGGGGAUCCUAACAGCCGGCAAGCUCUGGCUAGACUUCAAGAGUGACGAGCAGUUGGAGAAGAGGAUAGUUCAGCUGCUUACUGAGUGUUGCGCUAGGCUUUGCAAAUCAGAGACCCCUGUCGGAAAGAUGGUGUCUAUGGAAUCUAAGAUGAGUAAGAAGAAAGCUCCUGUACAAAGAAAGAAAAAAGUUCGUGGAGCCGCAGCAGGUCAAGCGGAGGAAGGAACGGUGAUGGUAUUACCUGACGAGAGGAGUAUAACCGUGCCACUGAACCAACCCUUAGAACCUGGGGAUCAGAUCGAGGUUUGGGGACUGUACGAAUACGGAGAAAAGUUCAACUUUAACCUGAUUGGAGACGAUUUAAGCCAAAUCCUUCUCCACUUUGACAUCCGGCCUACAGAAAACGUUGUUGUUAUGAACAAUAAAGUAAAUGAUCAAUGGCAAACAGAGAUACGAGAUAACCGUGUGGUGAGAAAGUUUGAGAGAGGAGAAUACGACGAAAAUUUCAACCUCAUCGUGAAAUACGACGAAGAUAAACUCGUCUUCUUCAUAAAUGGUGAUAAGAUGAGGAAGUCAUUUCCAAUCCGAGUACCUCUAAAGGAAGGGAGAAACGUAGUUUUAAGAGACGAGGACGAUCUGGGGAGAUGGAAGAAACUAAAAGUGCCAGCACCGCGGGUCACCCAGGAGAGCAAGGGUACUUCAGAUGUUAAACUUGGAGAGGAGAUGAUACUGGAACAGUCGCUAGCAGUGGGGGAUUGCAUAGAAGUUUGGGGAAAGCACCAGGAGGGAGAUAAUUACAGCUUUAAUAUUAUGAGGGGUAAAGGAGACUACCUGUUCCACUUCGAUGUUAGGCCCAAAGAAGGGAUUGUUUGCUUGGAUUCUAUUGUGAAAACACAACAAUGGACAGGUUCUUUAAAUCUCCAUCUAGAGGACCUAUUUAAGAAGCUGGCUCAUGCAGACCCAAGUGGAAACUUCCAUAUUAAGAUCGAAUUCGCUGAGAAUAAAAUGAUUUUGUUUGUGAAUGAGAUGCUGGUGGAGGAGUAUAUUCCCUACGCUUUUGAUCUUGAUACAGCUACUCACGUAGUCUGCUUUGUUCCCCCGGGGAGUAACGAGAAUCCCUGGAAGAAGAUAAGCCUACCAAAGCCUAGACAAAUACUUCAGUCAUUUGGGACGUACGAAUUCAAAAGCCUUUCGAUAGGAGACGUCAUCAACUUCACGGGACAUUUUAGGAAAGAAGAGGACCGUUUUGACAUUAAAAUCAUAGAAGACCCAACUUCUGUACAUCUCCACAUCUCAAUUAGACCUCUAGAGGGAGUGGUGGUGCUCAUCAUGAACAUUAGGGAUGCGCCAGAACGCGUUCAGGAAAUCUCUGCUGCCAUCCCAGACUCUUUAGCUGAGUGUGAGCUGUUUGACCUGUUUGUUCUGGUCGAGGAGAAGAAUUUCCGAGUAGAAUUCUUCAAAGAUGGGGAAAAUGAGAAAGUUCUGCUGGAGAUGAAGAUGAACCACAAAAAUGAGUUCGCCAACGCAAGGUAUGUUAGCUUCCAUGAUGUACAAAGUAAUGUUUGGACUGAGUUGAACAUGCCUGAUGGCACAACGUACAUCAGAGACGUUUGAGGAGCUGGGAAACAUUCUAAAACAUUUUAUAGGUAGUUUCAGGAAAUCUAUCCAAGAGGAAUGUAAUUCUAGGAACUAAUGAUACUGAUAGAGGGUGGGUUAGGUAGAAAAUAGGAAUAAAUAUUCUUAAUUGACGAAAAUUUGUAUUUUUAAAUGUCGUAUUUUUGAAAUUUGAAUUAUGUUGCAAAUGUUCAUAGAAAUUGUUAAGUUACGUAGUAUGAAUAAACAUUGAAUAAACAAUAAUAUUGUGUGAAUAGAAUGAUUUACAAAAAAUCUUAUUUCUUUAGACUAAACUCAC